AAUGAAUUUUCAUACCCUUAAAAAGCAUAAGCCACUUAAGGAUAGAGAGUCUCGCGAGAGAAGCGCCUCGGCUUAAGUUAAGCUUCAACUGUGUUGGUGCAAAUGGCUCGUGAUGGCGCAGGCACGGGCAAUUAUUUUGCUUUAAACAGCAAACAUAAAAACCCCCAACCGCAACGAUUAGACGUGCUGAUGAUGCUACUAGCGCCCAUACUCUAUGGCACUACCUACCCACAGAGCCACAGAAAUCAAACAAAACAUUUAUAAUCUUCGCAAAGCGAGCGAAGUGUCUGAGGAUGAAAACACACACACACACGCACACAGGAAGCACGGGUUGCUCGGAGAUGAUCCGUUGCGAGAUUCGCGAUCGUGCGAUCGUGGUUCACCGCGUACAUCAUCCCGCCAGUCGCAAGCUGACCGGUGUCUUUAACGGUUCGAGCACAAUGGCAAUGGCGCGUUUCCUGGUUGCGAGUGUGGUGGCGUUUGGUGUUGCGAUACUGGCUCAGCAAACGUACACCCAGGAGCUGUUUGCCUUUCCGGCGGAUGUGGUGGUCAGCUCGAGCUUGGAAAAUGCCCACAAUCGCACCCCCGUUUACAUACCGGGCAAGUGCAGCACGAACGAAAUCCUCUAUCCGGGCGAUCACGACAACGAUUGGGUGUGUGACUGCCGGCCGGGAUAUGUGUACGCUCCGGCGCUGGAAAGCUGCUAUCCGCUCUUUCAGCAAGGUUUCUGCCAACCGGGCGAGUACGUCGAUCUGGCGCGCCCGUCGAUGAUCGUGCGGUGUACGCGCAAUGUUUGCAGCGGCAAAAACGAAGUACCGUACAAAGGGCAGUGCGUGCAGCUGCAUCGGAACAAUCGGAUGUGUAAGAUUGAGAAACGCGUCAGCUGGGUGAUCGGGGUUAACAUUACCACACUGGAGCUGGACUGCAUCAAGGGCACCACGGAGAUGCUCGAGCUGACGGUGAACAAUCGGAACGACGUCGACCAGCAGCAGGAACAGCCGGUGGCGAUGAAGGUUAACCCGCUGUAUUUCGAGGGCGUCAAACUGUGCCGCGCUGGCACUAAAACUAUGCAUAAUGGGUUGUGCGCGUAAUGCGCGUGUGUUUCCCCGCCUUCUGUUUUCAGUAUAAGCACUCCGAAUAAAAAUAGAGUCAGUUCGAAACCGG
Anopheles stephensi (Asian malaria mosquito) is the source of this 1164-nucleotide messenger RNA. RefSeq lists its product as uncharacterized. NCBI's taxonomy places the organism in Eukaryota, Metazoa, Arthropoda, Insecta, Diptera, Culicidae. The transcript has 3 exons. The coding region runs from base 294 to 1091 and encodes 265 amino acids. The record is from RefSeq and is a predicted model, not a curated record.